Messenger RNA from Corticium candelabrum, 1700 nucleotides. RefSeq names its product aldehyde dehydrogenase, mitochondrial-like. Lineage: Eukaryota; Metazoa; Porifera; Homoscleromorpha; Homosclerophorida; Plakinidae. The transcript is spliced from 13 exons. Gene Ontology annotation, molecular function: aldehyde dehydrogenase (NAD+) activity. The record is from RefSeq and is a predicted model, not a curated record. The coding region runs from base 47 to 1543 and encodes 498 amino acids.
GGAGCUUCUGGGUCGAUUCGCUGUGUCCGUUGAGCUUCUAUGCAACAUGUCUGAUGCCAAAAAGAAGUGUGUAGACGCUCCUCCUGAGGUUAAAUACACCAAGAUCUUGAUUAACAACGAAUGGAGAGACUCGGUCAGCGGCAAGACGUUUCCGACCGUGGACCCGUGCACCGGGGCGAAGAUAUGUGACGUUGCUGAAGGCGACAAGGCUGACGUCGACCUUGCCGUUGCUGCUGCAAAGAAGGCCUUUGCUCUUGGAAGUGACUGGAGACGAAUGGAUGCUUCCAAACGAGGACGGCUGUUGAACAAACUUGCUGAUUUGAUUGAACGUGACCGAGAAUAUUUGGCGAAACUGGAGACCUUGGACAAUGGCAAACCGUACUCAGACUCCUAUAAUGCUGAUCUUGAUUUGACCAUCAAAUGCUACAGGUACUAUGCAGGCUUUUCAGACAAAAUCCAAGGCAAGACCAUUCCCGUUGAUGGAGAUUUCUUUACAUACACACGUCAUGAGCCAGUCGGAAUAGUUGGACAAAUAAUUCCUUGGAACUUCCCUCUUCUGAUGCAGGCUUGGAAGCUCGGACCUGCGCUCACUUGUGGCAAUGUUGUAAUUUUGAAACCAGCUGAACAGACCCCACUGACUGCCUUGUAUGUUGGGUCUUUACUUAUUGAAGCUGGAUUUCCUGCCGGUGUUGUUAAUAUUAUUCCUGGAUACGGUCCAACUGCGGGAGCUGCCAUCUCCGAGCAUAUGGAGAUCGACAAGGUUGCCUUUACUGGAUCGACAGAAGUUGGUCAUAUCAUCAUGCAGGCUGCAGGCAAAUCGAACAUAAAGAACAUUACCCUGGAAAUGGGAGGAAAGAGUCCCAACAUUGUCUUUGCCGAUGCUGACUUGGACUAUGCUGUCGAGCAAGCCCACUUUGCUCUCUUCUUCAACCAAGGCCAGUGCUGCUGUGCUGGAUCAAGAUGCUUUGUAGAAGAAUCAAUAUACGACGAGUUUGUCAAGAAGAGUGUUGCCAGGGCAAAGAAACGUAAAGUUGGUGAUCCUCUUGAUCCCAGCGUUGAACAGGGUCCACAAGUUGACAAGGAGCAGUUCGAUAAAAUUCUUGGCCUUAUUGAGUCUGGCAAGCAGGAGGGAGCCAAACUGGAAUGUGGUGGCAAUCGCCACGGUGAUAAGGGUUUCUUUGUAGAACCGACCGUGUUUUCUGCAGUAAAGGAUAACAUGCGAAUCGCCCAAGAAGAGAUUUUCGGGCCGGUGAUGCAAAUUCUCAAGUUUAAAGACAUCAACGAAGUCAUCGAACGUGCCAAUACAACCAGUUACGGUCUGGCUGCAGCUGUCUACACUCGUGACAUCGACAAGGCCCUGACGAUUGCAAACAGUGUUCGUGCUGGAACCGUUUGGGUCAAUUGCUAUGACAUCUUCUGUGCUCAGGCACCAUUUGGAGGCUUUAGAAUGUCUGGCUCUGGCCGUGAGCUUGGUGAGUAUGGUCUCCAGCAGUACAGCGAAGUAAAAUGCGUGACCAUCAAACUUACCCAGAAAAACUCCUAGAAUUGUCGCCUCCAAUGAUGCCAGUGUGACUUUUGGGCAGGACUUUUAUGUGUUUUGUUUGUGAUUUUAUUCCUGUCACGCGCAAUCGCUUGUGUGUUGCAAUCAGAUGAUUCAUUAGACAAAAGUAGAAAGGCACUAGGAUCACGUGCCACGAUGA